AUGGGUUGUGAAGGCUUAACGACUCUGUCGGAGAUAAGGAAGGAUUUUGAUUUCGCCGGUCAACAAGAUAAUGCAACACCAACGGAGUCAAUUUCGGAUUCUCAAUUUCCGCCGUAUUCAACACAAUGUGAGGUAGAAAAUAUAAAUCUCACAAAUGAGGCGGUGGAAAAACCUGACGGUAAACGUGUUCCAUGGAGUGUGGAUGAUGACAAGAUACUUGCAUGUGCUUGGCUCACAAUUUCAAAUUGCAGCAUUGUGGGUAACUUUCAAAAUGAAGAGAGUUUUUGGAAACGAGUCGUCGACUACUUCAAUGAGAAUCGGAAAUCUGGACCACCACGAAAAUAUAAAGCAGUGAAAUCACAUUGGCAUUGGUUGAGUAGGAUGGUUAAUGAGUUCAACCAAUAUUACAACAGAUUGUGGAAGGUAAAUGCUCCUAUGCAGCGUUCUUCAAAAAAGAUAAGGACUAAUGAAAACGGGGCAUACACUUCUUCAUCCAAUGCGGAUUCAAAUUUUGACAUCGAUGAUAAUGAAGCACGUGAAGUUCGCCCACCUGGUCAAAAAGCAUCAAAGAAGGGAAAAAGAAAGGCAAAAUCAAAGGUGAAUGAGGAAAAUGUAAGUGGGGAAUUUGAUCAAAUCCGAAAAAUGUUGAUGCAACAAAAAGAAGAAAAAUUGCAGGCUAUGGAAAACUUGGCAAAUAAGUUAGAAAGUUAUAAUUUUCGAAGUGAUUACGAAAUCUUACUCAAGGAUACCACGGGCAUGACCUAUCAACCGCUUCGAAUUCAUGAGCAAAUGUUCUCCAUCCUAAAAGCCAAAUAUAAUAUUUCUUAG
Coffea eugenioides is the source of this 828-nucleotide messenger RNA. Its product is annotated as glutathione S-transferase T3-like. The transcript has 2 exons. The record is from RefSeq and is a predicted model, not a curated record. Lineage: Eukaryota; Viridiplantae; Streptophyta; Magnoliopsida; Gentianales; Rubiaceae. The coding region runs from base 1 to 828 and encodes 275 amino acids.